GGUAUCCAGAUGGCCGAUCCAGAAUUGGCAUCAAAGCUGGCACGGCGUUUGGAAAACAUCGACAGUUUGGAUGAAGAAGAUGCUCGGCCUCAUAAGGAACCUCCACCAGCUCCAGUUCUGCCAGAAAAAAUUGUUCCGAAUCCAUAUGUUGCCGCGGACGAUUCGGUGUCAAUUGAUGACCUCAUCGCUCGCACUCUGAAACGGAACGAACACGCCGACGAACAUAGUGAAGAGAACAACAAUCACGUUCCCGUCACGAAUCCCGACGAUGUCAAUUCGACGCGUACAACACAAUCCGACGCAGUUCAAUCUACACAUCCAAUCAAGCCGAUAGCUGUGGACACAUCCUUUGAACCGCAUCGGGUUGGUAGCCCUGGAAGUAGAAACAGCCCCGCUCACAGUCUCCCAAAGACUCCACCACCAAAGACAACCAUCGGAGAGUUACUAGUCAAGGAUCAACAGCCUCUGCCAGCUCCACCAGCUAGUCGCUGUCCAGUGAUUCCGAUCCAGCAUCAUGUACAUAAGAUGGAGCCGAGACGGUUACCGAGUCCUGAGGAUGAAGGAGAGGAAUUAGAAAGGAAGCUGGCUGCUCAGAGAUCAAAAAAGCACUAUGCACAGACGCCAAGCCCAAAUUCUGCAGUGGUUUUCUCAAAUUCGGAUAGUUCAGUUACUGCCGAGCCCAGUGUAAACUAUGCCGAGUCAGAACGGGCAAAUUCCAAGCCCUCAGCCGAAUCUGUGACCGAACAACCACAGCAGAAUAACCUCUUCACACCUAACAAUGUGGUCGAAACCCAAGCCGAGAUACAUGCUGACCAUACAGACCAAAAAUCCUUCAAAAAAUCUCCCUCACCUUUAAAUUCACAAUCCCCCGCACAUCCAUCAGUAUCAUCUCCUCCGCCGCCACCACCUCCGCCUCCACAGCACGUCAAAAACUUCUCCAGAGAAGGAUCUGUAGAAAAGCCUAGCAGUCUAAAAAGCGCAUUGGAUCCUGAUGACCUUCGGCAUUUGAUCCUAGAGGAGUUGAAGAAAAAUAAGACCAACGUGGAGGAGAUGAUUGUGUUGAGGGGAAUGAAGCAGGGUAGCAGCGAGAAGUCAUUUUCACCAUCGAGGGAGCUUUUGGAGAUGAUUCAGCGAGAAAAUGGUGUUCGUACUCCGCCUCCGGUACCUCCACCGAAGCCACUAAGUCGACCACAAUCUCCAGCUAUUACUAAAAAAUUCUCAUUGGAUUCAACGUCAUCUGGUGAUCAGAACAUGUUUAGCGAAAGGCAAAACAAGCCCAAUCCUCCACUUCAG
This is a messenger RNA of Cylicocyclus nassatus, 1293 nucleotides long. The record is from the annotation of a GenBank genome assembly. Lineage: Eukaryota; Metazoa; Nematoda; Chromadorea; Rhabditida; Strongylidae.